UACUUCUCUCCUCUCCACUCUCAAUUUUAUGUGAUUUCUAGGUAAAAUUUCGCUGUUUUCCUCUUCAAUUCCAUCCAGUUUUUCAUGGCUAUUCAACUUCAAGUCGAAUAGUGCUCUCAAGGAGAGGUAGGAACUUUCUCACGAGGACGAAUCUCCCAAGGACAACUGAAAGGAUUUUCUCGGGUUACCUUCAACUUCCUCCAUCCAUGGAGUCUUCUGCCCGGAAUUUCGAUUCAGAACAUCAAUCCAGUUCGAGAAUUGUUCUUUCUCCUUCGGAUGUUCUUUUGGGUCAGUUCUUGGCACUCUUGAAUCGGAUUCCCAUAUUCAUCUUCACUUGAUAAAUCUGGGACUGAAACAACCAACGUUGUUGUACCCAAAAUUUCCACGAUUGAUCGACUUUUGACACUUUGCAAAGACUUCACAGAUACAUUGGCCUUCUCCUGGUCACCUUUCGAAGAUUUCUUCUUCCCCAUCAAGAUUUCUGGCUAUGGCUACGGGCUUAUGCACCAAGAGAAAGUUUUGCGGGAGAGAGAUAAAAAACCAGGGUUUAUCUUUUUAUAAUUUUUACUAGUUUGUUCUUGCUAGUUGCUACUAUUAUUUUUGGUUUGUCGUUGACUUGCUUUGUAAUUCUCUUUGUUUGGCAGGUGUAUCUAUGUGAUAUGUGAUUGUUUUGUUGCUUUAUGUAUAGUUGUUUGAGACAUUGAAUUUGAUUAAUUAAUGUCAAAUGUAGAAUUCUUACUAUGUAUUUGCCACUAAUCAUCAACUUGGUCAAGGUUGAACACUUAACAUAAAUCAUAAGUUCAUACUCCCACCGUCUCGUUUUACUUGCUCCAGUUGACCAAUUUUUGUGAGAGUUUUUUUGGUCAAGUGGGGCAAAUAAAAUGAGACGGAGGGAGUAGCUACACAUUAGAAAGCUGUUUUAUGUAAAAUUGGUAUGCCGUUUUUGCAAGCUUAUGUCAUGUAUGAUGUAUGGGCAAUUCCUUUUAAGGAAUCAAAAGCUAGGUAGAGUCUGGUUUACGAUAAUUAUGUGUCUGGAUAUAUUGUUUUAUUGAUGGGUUCUUUCAGAUUGUUAUAGUUAGAAAAACAUCAAGCUCAGGUUUUGGGUUUCUUCCUUCUAAUUAUUUUUGCCUUGUUGCUUAGCUGUUCCACAUUAUAGUGCACCGGAGUACUACAUUGUGCAGUGGCAAAAUUAUAUUUUAUGGACUAUUUGAUAGCUAAAGAUUGAGUUUGUAAUGUGCUUUAUCAAAUUGUAUUGUUAGAAAAGUGUUAAGUUUGGGGUCAGCAACUGGAAUUUAUUUCCUUCUUUUACUAAGUUACCUUGUUGCUGUGUUGUCUCAAUUUGUUGUGCACGAAGUUUGAAAAAUGUACAGUGCAUUGACGUUAAAAUAUUUUGUUAAUCUACUCCGUAGUCAAUAGUUGAGGUAGAGUUUUUACGGCUCUUGAAUUGCAGAUUUGAGCAAUUUAUUAAAUUGGAGAUAAAGGUGUCUUAUUUAUUUUUAUUUUACUUCCAAUUCUGUGAUCCAAUUUUGAGGAUCUCUCACAAUCUGAUUAUCUCAAUAAGAUUUGAUCAUGCUGAAAUUGGUUGAACUACACGGAACACCAUAUAAGUUUUUACUAGGUCUUAACAAAUUCUAAUGAACCAUUUAUAAUUUCAUUAGCUUUGGUUUUAAAGUUUUGAAGUGAAAAUAUUCCUUCUGCUUUCAUACUUUAUCAAUUCUUUUAGUAUCAGUAUAGUUCCAUUGUUGUGAGUGAACCUUGCAUAUACAAUGGACUAUCUCGCUCAGCUCCCAAGGGAUCUACAUGGAGUUACCCAUCUAGGUUAAAGUUGCUUUGGGAAGUUUUGAAGGAAGGUCUGGGGUAGCCACUAGUCCACUACCAUACACUAGUACAUUUUAUUUGUUUAUUGCGAAGUUAAAAAGGGGCUAGUCUGUAUGUGUGUAUAAGAGAGAGUGAGAAAGACCGGUGCGAGAGAGGUUGGGGUGGGCAGGGAGUUGAUAUACAAGAAUAGUAAGGCAUAGAAGAUGUGGAUUGCAUACAAUUAAUUGUGAAAAAAGACAUGUUUUUAUUUUGAUAUGUAAACUGUGUGUUGCACUAUUUGGUAAUUGGUUACAAUGAUUACCUUAAGACACUAUGGUGUUAAUUCCUGAGUCCUUGGUGUUUUGUUAGCUGAAAUUAUCCCUGUUUGAUUUGUUAUCGUUAUUGUAGUCUAUUUCAAGUGAAGAAUUUUGAGUUGUAUUACCGUAGAUGAUGAGUACAAAGGAGGAGCCACCACCAUCGCUGCCAAAAUUGAUGACACUUACUAAGGGUUUAAAAUUGGCUGAAGAGUGGGUUAAGAAUAUGCCUGGAGAUGUGGAGGAAGCAGUGGAAAUUGAAAUGGAAUGUAGACCUUCUAGGCUUGGUCUUGGGGCAAAAGUUCCACGAAGAUCCCGAGUUGGGCCUUUAACUGAUCCUGUAGAAAGAAGAUUGCAUAAGAAAUUUGGUCUAGGCAGAAAGAAAGCGUCUGGUGAUGAGGAUUCCAAUCCACCUCCAAAGAAUGAAAUAGAUAAUGAUGAUGACGACGACGAAGAAAAUAUAGAUAGCAGAACUAAUUCUUUUUCCAAGAAGAGAGCUGCUGCUCUCUCCAGAAUACCGCAAGCAAAGAAGAAAUUCAAGUAAUUACUCAUACUACUUAUCUUUCUCGUUUGUCCUUUAAUCAUUUUGAUGUAUUAAUUAUUCCGAUGAUAAUUGAUAAAUUAUUGAUUUAAUGCCAACUCUCUGGAGAUCUAGUAUGACUCUCUGAAGUAUUAACGCCCCAACCUCAGAAAUGUUCCCCAAGGGAUCUUAUGCCAAUUCCAGUUUCAGGUGCC
Spinacia oleracea (spinach) is the source of this 2846-nucleotide messenger RNA. RefSeq lists its product as uncharacterized. The transcript is spliced from 4 exons. The record is from RefSeq and is a predicted model, not a curated record. Bases 2245 to 2655 code for a protein of 136 amino acids. Lineage: Eukaryota; Viridiplantae; Streptophyta; Magnoliopsida; Caryophyllales; Amaranthaceae.